CUUGUAGUUGCUAUUAGGAGGCAGCAGUUCUCCAAUCUGAUUAAGAGUGUGUAGUAGAGUAUUGCUGGUUGCAGAUUUUAGAGACUAUCAGGCUUCAUUCUGCUUUAACCAUUCACACUAAAAGUUCUGUGGUCGUUCAAUAGUUAAUCAAAAUUACAAGAAUGCUACAAGCUAUUAGUCAGUGACUUACAGACGGAGCUGCCAUAGACUGUUUACUUUUGUUUUUGUUUAGCUGCUUUUUGGUUUAGCUAUGGUUUUCUUGCCUGAAGGAGGAUAUACAAAUGGAGUAACUGAUUCAUCUCCUGAAGGGGAGAUUGCUUCCUCAGGUGAAGCAGUGAACAACUCUGUAGCAAUGCAGCAAGUACUGGAUAACCUCGGUGAGCUACCUACAUCAACAGGCGCAAAGGAGAUCGAUCUUAUCUUUCUCCGAGGCAUAAUGGAGAGCCCAAUUGUAAGAUCAUUAGCAAAGGCUCAUGAGAGGCUGGAAGAUGUUAAACUGGAAGCAGUACGUGACAAUAAUAUGGAACUUGUGUCAGAAAUUCUGGAGGAUAUCAGACCAUUAACAAGUAAAGAUGACAGUGCAGCAGAACUCUCACGAAUUUUGAAAGAACCCCAUUUUCAGUCCUUAUUGGAGGCCCAUGACAAAGUGGCAUCAAAAUGCUAUGAACUGCCUCCAGAAUCUGAAGUUAAUAAUGAAGCACCAGUCAACAACCAGCAACUUGUACAAGCUGAUGCCGUACGAAUGAUUGGUAUCCGCAAGAAGGCAGGGGAGCCCUUGGGUGUCACAUUCAGGGUUGAGAAUAAUGACCUAGUAAUUGCUCGAAUACUUCACGGAGGAAUGAUUGAUCGCCAAGGCCUGCUUCAUGUGGGAGACAUCAUUAAGGAGGUGAAUGGACAUGAUGUUGGAAACAAUCCAAAAGAGCUCCAGGAACUGCUAAAAAGCAGCAGUGGGAGCAUAACUCUGAAGAUACUUCCCAGCUACAAGGACAGCCCCACACCUCAGCAGGUAUAUGUAAAAGCACAUUUUGACUAUAAUCCUGGAAAUGACAAUUUAAUUCCUUGCAAAGAAGCAGGCCUUAAAUUUUCAAGAGGAGACAUCAUGCAAAUUGUCAACCGUGAAGAUUCAAAUUGGUGGCAGGCUUGCCAUGUGGUUGGAGGGACAACAGGACUUAUUCCAAGCCAGUUCCUGGAAGAAAAAAGAAAAGCAUUUGUGCGGAGAGACUGGGAUGGCUCAGGAGUCCUCUGUGGAACUAUUAGUGGCAAAAAGAAGAAAAAAAUGAUGUACCUCACAGCAAGGAAUGCAGAGUUUGAUCGCCACGAACUACAGAUUUAUGAAGAGGUGGCCAAAAUGCCUCCAUUUCAGAGGAAAACACUAGUAUUAAUCGGAGCCCAGGGGGUUGGUCGGAGAAGUUUAAAAAACAGACUUAUAGUACUUAAUCCUUCUAAAUUUGGAACAACAGUACCAUUUACUUCAAGGCGACCAAGGGAUGAUGAAAAAGACGGCCAGGCUUACAGAUUUGUAUCAAGAGUGGAGAUGGAAACUGACAUUAAAGGUGGUCGCUACCUGGAACAUGGAGAAUACGAGUCAAAUCUGUAUGGUACCAAGAUAGACUCCAUUCAUGAAGUCGUCAAUGCAGGAAAAACCUGUAUUCUAGAUGUUAACCCCCAGGCUCUGAAGAUUCUGAAGACAUCCGAGUUCAUGCCAUAUGUUGUAUUUAUUGCUGCUCCUGAGCUGGAUACACUACGCUCUAUGCAUAAAGCAGUUGUUGAUGCAGGAAUAACCACUAAGCUUUUAACAGACAUGGACUUGAAAAAGACAGUUGACGAGAGUGCUCGGAUUCAGAGAGCGUACAGCCACUACUUUGAUCUGACCAUUGUAAAUGACAAUCUAGACAAAGCUUUUGAAAAACUCCAAAUGGCAGUGGAUAAGCUCUGUACAGAACCGCAGUGGGUGCCGGUCAACUGGGUCUAUUGAACUUGUAACUGAACUGGAAGGAAACGCAUGUGGACACACAAACCGGGGAGACCUGUGCCGACCAAGUCUUCAUUGGGUAUCCCAUUCAACUACAGUACGUUCACUUUUUAUAACAAAAUUCUAGGGAAAGUGUACUUAAUUUAUUUUAAUUUUAUACAUUUUUACAAAGCUCUUUUUAUUCAUAUCAUCCUAAACUUCAAGAAUUCAACAGAAAUGGGUGCAUUUUUUUCUGUUCUUAUUUGUUCCUGCACCUUGUGUGGCAUUUUCAGCUAAAGAUGUGAGAAAAAAGCAGACCUUUGAAUCUCGUUCUUCACCCGUAAAUCAUGUCAGAUGUAAUCAGGAACAUUUUUUUUUUUUAUAAGAAGGAAACUGUAUGCUUCAGCUGGGAUCUUUUACUUUAGAGCAAUAUGACAUUUAUUUGAAUUUCCACUCUGUCUGAAAAUGAACUUCCAGUGAUACUCCACAGUCUGUGUUUUUGUUAAAAAAAAAAAAAGAAGACAAACAGGGUGCAUUCAAAUAUGAAAAUCUCUUGUUCUAAGAUGAUUCAAUUAUGAAAUGCCGAUUGUUAAUAUAGAUGCUGCAUGGAGACUGAGGGUCCAAAACAGACAAUUGUAUGUUUUCAAAAAAAGGCAUGCACUUCUGCACGUGUUCAGCAUUGCCAAAAACAAAUUGGAAUACAAAGCUGGAACCUGGUGUUCAAAGUAUUUCUGCAAGGGAAGAAGAAUUAAGAGAGCUCAGUAUUUGAAAGCACCUCAUGUGCAGUAUUAAUGUGGCCAGUCUUUAAAUUCUGUUUAUAUCCUAAUAAUAUGGAGAAAUAGAGACCUGAAGAGUAGCUUUAUGUGAAAGAGUUCAUCUAUACACUCGUAAAUAUAUAUAGUAUAUAAAUAUAAACAUAUAAAAUGUAUAAAUGUGUACGCAUUUCCCUGUACUCUUAGAGUAAAUUCCGAACAGCAGAAGGGUUAGUAGUAUGCGGUAGGUUUUAACGUGUGUAUUCACUUACUGUCACUUUCUCAUUUGUAUCUGCAACCCACAAAUCCUGUUUGCUGCCAGUUUUAAUUCACUUUGUAUCACAGCUCACUCACACAUCCUUUUCUUUUGCUCAAAAGGGUUUAUAUCUUACAUGAAAUGAUACUUGUGCAGGGGUCUAAAACACAAGGGGUCAAAGAGGGGAGUAGGGUCAGUGAUCCACAGUGACUCUGGAGGGCCUGCAGCUCUGAGGUUGAUACGCACUUUAGAGAGGCCCUCUUGGGCUUCACACAGACAUAAACAAUUUAUAGCACCAUUUGUCACUACUUGUCUACGUAAUGCAGAUAUCAUUAUUUUUAUUCAGUUUAUAUUAAAAAAAAUACCAUAAAACUGAAGACUUCCCAAGCAAAUGUUUUCAUCUCUUCAGAAUGCACACCCUAACUGUAACUCUACAAACGUGUAGAUGAUUGUUUCCCAACUAUUUUUCUCUGGUGGCACACUUUUUUUUUUUUUUAACCCAAACCAUCCCAAGACACACCACCGUUCUUCUAACCUCAUACACAUGCCCAGCUGUCUGAAGGGGCAGGACUGUGGGAGAAGCCGGUAAAAAGGGCAGCCCGGAUAUCAGCGUUCCCAGACACAGUACUUUGGUGGCAUCUCCCAGCUGCUUCGUCCCAUUGCCUGUCCCUCUCUGCCUCAUAGGCAACACGUAUGCCCACAAUAAGACUUGCUGGUGACCACACACUCUGGCGGAUGGACUCCAGCAGUCCGCAGACGUGUCUGAAAAGUGUUCCAAGUGCUGUGUCUGCAACGUAGUGAUGGUAGAACUGCUUUUAUGCCAGCUUCUCCAGGUGGUCCUGUACUCCUCAGACAGGUCUGGACCACCUGCGGAGCUUGUCCCUCUCAGGUUCACACCCAGGUGUGCUACACUAUUAUUUCCACAGCACACUUGGGUAGCUCUCAUGGCGCACCACUGUGCCACAGCACACUGGUUGGAAAUCGCUGGUGUAGAUGAUACGCCAAAAGAAAGAUUUAUCCAUCCGUCCAUUAUCCAACCCGCUAUAUCCUAACACAGGGUCACGGGGGUCUGCUGGAGCCAAUCCCAGCCAACACAAGGCGCAAGGCAGGAAACAAACCCCGGGCAGGGCGCCAGCCCACCACAGAAAAUAAAGAUUUAUGCGAUAGAUAAUAAGGUGAUCAACUUUUAAACUGAAAUGCUUGUGACAUUACUGUUAAUACUAAAGAGAGGUAAAGGUCAUUACAUUCUGGACAUUAGAAGUUCCAGAUAUUACAAACACUAGUGCCAGCUUGUGUGUUAUCAUGAGGGCCAUCACUCCUGCAUAGCAACCAGAAGAAACGUCACAAUGGCUUUCGGAAGUCUAAGGGAGAAGGCGACGUCCAUUUUUAGACAAAAGCUGCUCUUACAUCAUCAUAACAGAAAUCAGGUUUGGAAAUAAUGGAGGUGGCAUGCCAGCUUGAGCCUAGGGGGGGCUGGAUGGGGGACGGGAGGGGGUCACAGAUUAAGAAAAAAAGAAUACAUGGUAAAACAUUGCUUAAAACUUAAUUUGUAUUCUGUUCAUUUUCUCCAGGCAAACAAUUCCCAUAUUUAAUUUGCUGAUCAAAAGCGUAUUUUAUUUAGAUAUAAAAUUGUAUCAAUUUAGAACAAUUCAAUUUAACUGUACAGGUAGUUUUGAUUUCUUCAUCAGGAUGAUAUUCAGUUUAAUAUUGGCUCUCAGCAUUGCGUGUAUGGGUAGGAUGUUUUAAUAUGGCGACAAACUUCACUGUUGACUUUCAUCAUCAAAGCAGGUGCUUGAGAAUGAAGUGACAUUAUAAUUCUCUUAGGAAGCAACAGCCCAUCUGGCCAGAGGCACCAGCUCGGGCCACACUUGCACACAUUCUCACACCCUGCCAAUUUAAGUUGCCCAUUAAACUACAUGUACCCUUUUUGGGUCCCACAGACAGCCCACCUGGAAAAUGUUUCAGUCGUCUCACUCCAUAGUGCUAAUGCUCUGCUAGUUUGUGUGCCAGUGGGCACUCAAAGGCUCCUGCCCACGUUUUCUGUUCAUGUUUUUCUUGGACGAUUUGUUUUUCAGUUCCUUUAAUAAUAAUAAUAAUUUUUUGCAUUUAUAUAGCGCUUUUCUCACUACUCAAAGCGCUUAGCAAUUGCAGGUUAAGGGCCUUGCUUAAGGGCCCAACAGAGCAGAGUCCCUUUUGGCAUUUACGGGAUUCGAACCGGCAACCUUCCGAUUGCCAGUGCAGAUCCCUAGC
Messenger RNA from Erpetoichthys calabaricus (reedfish), 5209 nucleotides. It is a transcript of the gene pals2b, whose product is annotated as protein associated with LIN7 2, MAGUK p55 family member b. The transcript has 12 exons. The coding region runs from base 251 to 1975 and encodes 574 amino acids. Gene Ontology annotation, cellular component: plasma membrane; cell-cell junction. NCBI's taxonomy places the organism in Eukaryota, Metazoa, Chordata, Cladistia, Polypteriformes, Polypteridae. The record is from RefSeq and is a predicted model, not a curated record. Gene Ontology annotation, molecular function: protein binding.